Molecule: messenger RNA, 2645 nt
Organism: Aspergillus fijiensis CBS 313.89
Lineage: Eukaryota; Fungi; Ascomycota; Eurotiomycetes; Eurotiales; Aspergillaceae
Product: heat shock factor family protein
Exons: 2
Coding region: 97-2490 (797 amino acids)
Biological process (GO): regulation of DNA-templated transcription
Molecular function (GO): sequence-specific DNA binding; DNA-binding transcription factor activity
Source: RefSeq, a predicted model, not a curated record
GGACGGAACACGCGAAUCGACCAAAAAAAACUCCUCUCUCCACAAUACCCGCUUGCCCGCCCGACCGACCGUCUGUAGGUCGUUCAGUCGCCUGUGAUGAGCCCUCAAGGAAUCACCCGCAAACGACCAGCUCCUGGCACAUCCCCCAUCGUGCACCCGCAACUUGGCCCGCUCACGAAUUAUCCUCAAAACCCCGGCAACCAGCUGUCGAACGACCAGUUCCUACAAUGGGGCCAGAAUCCGUCCUCCAACGUCUCCAGCCCGUCCUACCCUGAUGCGAGUUCUUACAACCCGGCGGCCUACACCUCGAACUCAGAUGUUCCGGCCUCCACAGUGACAGCUUCAGGCCAGCUUGCUCGGCGCCAGACCCCCACUCAAUUGGUCAACCGCAGUCGCGGGUAUGACCAGACGUCGGCCUCUUUCUCAGACCCUGGCAGUGGGUCUGGCGAGUCCGGUGGAUGGGGGGAGAGCCUCAGUGAAUUGUACGAGCGCGCGAUGGUCGCGAAGAGAGAAGUUCAGGCCAAGCGAAAACAGAUCCCUCCUUUCGUUCAGAAACUGAGCAGUUUUCUGGAUGAGUCCAAAAACACCGAUCUAAUUCGGUGGUCGGAUGACGGCAAUUCUUUCAUCGUGAUGGACGAAGAUGAAUUCGCGAAGACUUUGAUUCCGGAGCUAUUCAAGCACAACAACUACGCUUCUUUUGUUCGCCAGUUGAAUAUGUACGGCUUCCACAAGAAGGUGGGACUCUCUGACAAUUCCAUGCGCGCCAGCGAACGGAAGAAUAAGAGCCCCAGCGAAUAUGCGAAUCCAUACUUCAAGCGCGGUCACCCGGACUUGUUGUGGUUGAUACAGAAACCUAAAAACGCAGCUGGGCAGGGCAGCAAGGCGGGUAAGGGCAAUGUGCGGGUGAAGACGGAAGAGAUCGAGGAAAAUGAUAAUGACGAGUACGUUGACGAUGCCUUGGGACCUGCACGAGAUGAUCGAUCGCGCAACCGCCAGCUGUCUUUGAUUACGGGGAGCCUCAUGCCGAAGGAUCAACUCGCGGGCGUGUAUAGAGAGUUGCAAGCGAUUCGCCAACAACAGCAAAUCAUCUCCAACACCAUCACCAAACUACGGAGGGAACACGAGCAAUUGUAUGCGCAGGCAGCCAACUUUCAAGAGCAGCACACCAGGCACGAGAACUCCAUCAACGCGAUUCUUACGUUCUUGGCGACAGUCUACAAUCGCAGUCUGCAGGGACAAGAAGGGCCGCAAAACCUAGCGAAUUCGUUUGCUGGGGCCAUCUCACAGGAGCAAGGCAAUAUCGUUGACAUGGACGAUUACUCGCUCGGGUCGCUAGGGCCUACCGACCUGACCAGCCCAACAGGACCGCGGUCGCUGAAGAAACAGCAGCUCCUGCUCAAGGCUCCUCCGGGGCAAGACCGUCAGGGCCGUGCAACGACCUUGUCACCAGCUUCCACUACCUAUGACCGCUCACACUCGCGCGGUCAUGGUCGGCAAGCCAGCGUAUCUCAUCCGGGACAUGUCGAGGAGGUAUACGACAACAGUCCUCGGCAAAAGGAGGCGCAACCGCCUCCAGGAUCUCAUGUACCCCAGCGGGACAUCAUGUCAGUCAUUCAGAAUUCCAACGCCCGAAACGGUAUGCCAACGAGUUUCGCCGACUUCCCGAAUGUCCUGUCAUCGCUCGAGACUUCGGGCGGUAACUCGCCACUUACUCCCAGCCAACGCGCCGAUAUGCUUCGCCUCAUGGCCCAUGAAACAGGCACCGGUGGAGUCAAUGGUGCGUCGUCUCCAAAUAACGCCUUGGUCACACCGACGCCUCCGCCAAUGCCGCACAACUACUCCGGUCGGCUGGCCAACACACGGGCGGAGAUCGACAACCUGGUCAAGAUGCAGGCCGAGCAAGAUCGCUCUGUGCAGAACCUGACCAACCUCUUACAACCCCUCAGCCCGACGGGCACCAUACCCGGAAUCAGCAUAGAUGGCAGUGCGCCCCCUCCCCCACUUGACCUUGAUACUAUCUUCAAUAACGACUACUUCACGGAUAUUGGAGAUCUGGAACAUAAUAAAGCUAGCUUAGGUUAUGGCGAUCCGGCCGGGUCGGUGCCAGCCACAACCGCGGCCGACCCGGUGGUUACCGCCGGUCCCGAUGGUGGGAUCAAGGAUGCGAACGAAUUGUUCGACUUCGACAAUCUCCCCGCUGACAAUGAUCUCUUCGGCGGAGCCAACCCCGCACCACACAAUCCGGGAUUCUACCAUGGAUUCGAUGGGAGCGGGUACGGCGCAAAUGACAUUCACGCCGGCAUCGGGGUGGAUGGGCAGCUUCCUAACGGCAAAGACUCUAGCAGAGUUGAGUCUUUGCCCGAUAGCGAUGCCACCAGCCCUGCUAACACUGUGGAUGAUAGCAUACAGUACGGUGGGCUAGACACGGGCAACGAUGCUCUGGGAGGUAAGGGUCUCGGUAGCGGCGUGAAACGGCGCAAGAAGGCUUGAUUUCCGACUUUUAUGAUAUCCUACUAACGGAGUUGGGCACCGACAACGCUCGAUUGCCAAACAAGGACGAGGAGCGAGAUAGACGAGGGCUGCAAGUGCACGUAUACGUGGGGAGUCGCCACAAAAAAUGAGUCGCGAAGUCUAUGAGGAAAAUG